AUGGUCAACCCAUUCGUCAUUGCCGCCGCCGCCUCGGCCGGCGUAGGCGCCGCCGUCGCCUUCGAGUUUGGCGUCUUCCGGCCCUGGAGGGAGGACAACUGGCCCCACGGCAUCCGCCAAGGCAUCAAGGUCGAGCUCGAAAAGCUGCGUCGCGAGCUGCAGGAGGGCGUCGACGAGAUCCGCGACGACAUCCGCGACGGCAUCCGCGGACGCAGGUCGCCCCGCCGCGGCAACUCGGACCGCCUCAGCGACGCCGAGCUCGACGAGUUCCGCCACAGCCCGCGAGGACAUCGUAGCCAGUAUCGCGAUGGAUCUGCGAUUACUCACGCGGAAGAAGAGCAGAUGACUAGGGGUCUCGUUGGCCGAGGUCGCCGCUCAAGCUCUUCCGAGACGCUGCGCAGCGAGUUUGAGAUGCACGAGAGGCAGUCGUCGGCCUAUCGCGCCCAUCUCGCUGCCUCGAUGGGCUAUGCCAAGUCGACCGGCGUCGACGACCAGCACCAGACCGCACUGCGAAGACGCAACGCCCCCAACGGCGCCCUGGUGUCAACUGCGAACAGCUCCGAAGAGGCACGGUCUGCGGGCCCCGCCACCGCCACCGACCUCCUUGCCUCGCCCGAGCUGCCGCACCACGCCCUCGGCGACGCUUCGCCGACCAUGACCGACACGGCCUCGCUCGCUCGCACCGCCGGCGACGACGAGGCCGACGACGACGACGACCGCAACAGCAUCCGCGGCAGCGGCAGCGGUGACAGGACGCCGCUCUCUGCCAGCUCGCCCCGCACUGCCUACUCGAUCCUCUCUGCAGCGCCGCGUCCGCCCCUGGUCGCAGACCCCUUUGGUGAUCCCGAGGGUGUCGGCGACAUGGCCGUGUCGUCGUGGCAGGCUGUCUUUGACCUGGGCGGACGGUCUCAGCAGCCUGACUCCACCUCCGACGCCGAGGCCGGCCAAGACGCCUGGGGCAACGCCUCGAGGAGCAACAUCUUGAGCAGCCAUAGCUUCACGGAGGCAUGCGCGGCCUCUCAUGGCCCCGCGCGUUCGCUCAUCGACCUCGACCACGACGAGGACGACGGGUCAGCGAGACCAAUCAGCCCUGCGAUGUCCCAAGGCACUCGCGCCGGAACCUCGCCGACCGUCGGCGACGACGACUUCAUCGGCGUCGAGGACAGCGACACAGCCGAGAGCGCGCCGUCGGGCAUGGAACGCAGCAGCGUCGACGCCGACGACGGGCGGCUCGAGUACCGAUCCCUCUCGCUCUACCUCGAUGCGCAGCAGUCGGGGGAGCUGACCAACGCCGCCGCUGCUGCCGCCUCUGGUGCGGCCUCGCCCGCGCUGACGGCCACGUCUGGCGUUGUCUCGGUGGCGGGGCGGAGCGAUCUGCUGAGCGACGGCGAGACGUGGCUGCCGCUCGAGGCGUCGCCGGCCGGCGUGGGUGCGACGGCGAGGCUGGCCGCCGAUAGCGACGACGAGAGCUGGGCCGAGCUGGGCCAGUCUGAUUCGGACUGA
Molecule: messenger RNA, 1503 nt
Organism: Pseudozyma flocculosa PF-1
Lineage: Eukaryota; Fungi; Basidiomycota; Ustilaginomycetes; Ustilaginales; Ustilaginaceae
Exons: 1
Coding region: 1-1503 (500 amino acids)
Source: RefSeq, a predicted model, not a curated record